CCUGACGCCAGACAAGAACCCCGGAAAUAGCUUACAGUGUGACAGCCUGGGGAACUCGAGCCUUAUCAUGCGGUUUUUGUUCUUCCUGAAGCCAAAGUACUUGCAGUAUGUUGCAGAUUUCGUACCCAAGUACGUGAGUCCAGGGCGGCGCGGCCUUGGCUUUGUACACUAUCCCCGCCUACACCCAUAUCCUCCAAAGAUCUUUGUGAGACAGGCAAACUCGCUUACUCCCACCAUGGAUGAGGUGCUGAGCCGCUCUGUCCCCCCUCUGCCCCCCUAUGAAACUAAAGAAAAAUGCCCACCGCCCUCUGAGACGCAGAGCAUUCAUUUUAUGCAGUAUUACCGGGCAAUGGAUAAGGGGGACAGGGCUACCUUUCUUGGCAAGUUGGCUGCUGAGUUUGGGGUGGAUCAUACACAAGUGGCCGAACUGAGCAGCAAAGUGGUGCAAGCCCAGCAGAAGAGGGAUCUGGGCACUGUUCUUCAGGUGGAGGACAGACUAAGAUACUACCUCACCCCCCAGUACAAACUGUUGUUCUCUCAUAUCAGUAAGCUGGAAGGGGGAAUGAAGUUUUUGGUGGAUUUGAGAGCUGACAUUUUAGCUAAACUCGCAGAUGGUCCUCACAUUAGGGAAAUGAAUGGGGUGCUAAAAUGCAUGCUUUCGGAGUGGUUCUCUGUAGGAUUUCUUAACCUGGAGAGGAUAACUUGGCAGUCCCCAUGCGAGGUGUUGCAGAAGAUUAGUGAGUAUGAAGCAGUCCACCCUGUUCGUAACUGGACUGAUAUGAAGCGCAGAGUUGGUCCAUACAGAAGAUGCUAUAUGUUUGCUCACAGUGCAAUGCCUGGAGAACCACUAAUUGUAUUACAUGUUGCUCUAAUGCAAAAUAUUUCUGGUAGCAUUCAGGCAAUUGUAAAAGAUAUUCCUUCAUCUGAGGUUGAAGAUGCAAACAAGAUAAAAUCAGCCAUAUUUUAUUCUAUAAGUUUAACACAGCAAGGCCUGCAAGGAGUGGAACUUGGGAACUACCUCAUCAAGAGGGUAGUAAAGGAACUGCAGGUAGAGUUCCCUCAAAUUUUAGAGUUCUCAAGUCUUUCUCCAAUCCCAGGCUUUACAAAAUGGAUGUUGGGGGCUCUGAGCUCUCAGAUUAAAGAGUCUGGUAGACCAGAGAUGUUUACAGAAGCGGAAUGCAAAGAUAUAGAGGACAUCACAGGUGGACCUUUCUCUGAAUCUUUAAAACGCCUUUUCACAAGCAAUGAAUGGAUGAGGUGUGAAAGACUAGUGAAUGCUUUAGAGACACCUCUGAUGAGGCUUUGCGCUUGGUACCUGUAUGGUGAAAAACAUCGAGGCUUUGCCCUAAAUCCAGUUGCUAACUUUCAUCUUCAAAACGGGGCUGUUUUGUGGCGACUUAACUGGAUGGCAGACACCAGUCCUCGUGGAGGAAAUGCUUCCUGCGGGAUGAUGGUGAAUUAUCGCUACUUUCUGGAAAACACUAGCACAAAUAGUGCUAAAUACUUGAGAAUGAAAUACAUAGAGGCCUCCGAUCAAGUACUGAAUCUGGUGUCUCAGUUUAAAAUGAACAGCAAAUUAUGAUCACUACUAAGACUCCAAAAAAAAAAACAUUAAAACGAAAUGAAUGAUAGCUCAAUCUAUUGUAUACAGUAUAAGUUAUUGUCAAUAGUUGUCUUCUAAACCUUCUGACCUGUAGAGUGAAAUUCUCUGCACAGAACAGAAAAAAUACAUUUAGCUCCUGUGCCAUAUUGUUUCUCAUGGUGACUUGUCUUGGAUCAUUCCAGUAAAACCACGAUUUGGCUCAAAGGUAAAACCUGAAAUAUGUUUUUUUUAUAUUGAUACUGCAGAUUCUAACAGUGAACAGUGCUUAGAUGAUUAAAUCUAUAGUUCCUGAGACUACAGGGGCUACUAACACAAGCUCCAGCCAAUCGGCUUUACAGGCUGAAUCCACAAGUUAUUUUGUUCAACCAGGGAAGCAUUAUAUGCCUAUAUUUUCUACUGUUUUCAUAUGUAGAUUUGGUUGUUUUAAAAGAAAUCAAGGUUUGGUUUACAUAGCCACUGUUUUUCAGGUCUACAAAAAAAGACGCACACUAAACUUUGAAUCUAUCACUCUAGAAAACAUUUGUUUCUGAGUUGGCAAAUCACCUUGGACAACACAUUAAUAUUUAUAGUUACCAUAAUACAUGUGCGUUAUGUCCAAGAUAUCCAUUUGUAGAAAUUAGCUUAAAACUUUACACAUUUAUUAACAUCUUCAAAGUUUUACUUUUUUCACUUCUGGAGGUUUUAACAAAAUACUAACACUAUUUUUUAAGUGCAAAUAGUGUGUGUGUUCAAAAAAUAAAAAAAAACAGACUUGAGAAGUUGCUGAUUCAAGCAAAUGAGCCAUAGCAUGAAGGGACUGCAGUGAGGCUUUGUAUUGCUGCAGAAUAGAUAUGACUCUUUAUAAGCAUCUGAUCAAAAUAGACGUUUGUGGUGUGUGAUAUAUCUGUAAAUACCCAUGAGCAGAUAGAAUUCUUAAAGAUAAAAUAUAAACAGUAAUUUAUUAUUUUACCCUUCUGUAAUAAAUCAGAAGUCGACAUUAAA
Molecule: messenger RNA, 2584 nt
Organism: Xenopus laevis (African clawed frog)
Lineage: Eukaryota; Metazoa; Chordata; Amphibia; Anura; Pipidae
Gene: mlycd.S
Product: malonyl-CoA decarboxylase S homeolog
Exons: 5
Coding region: 68-1582 (504 amino acids)
Biological process (GO): acetyl-CoA biosynthetic process; regulation of fatty acid oxidation; malonyl-CoA catabolic process
Cellular component (GO): peroxisome; cytoplasm; mitochondrion
Molecular function (GO): malonyl-CoA decarboxylase activity
Source: RefSeq, a predicted model, not a curated record